AUGGAAGAUAUAAAUCCAACCGAACUAGAAAAUAACACAGAUGAAUUAUACGGUUUGAGUGAUAUAGAAGAUGUAUCAACUGAUGAAGCUUCAGAUAAUUUACUUCAUUCAGUAGUAUUGCACCUAAUGAAUCUGCAAGCCUGA
Messenger RNA from Racocetra fulgida, 144 nucleotides. The record is from the annotation of a GenBank genome assembly. Lineage: Eukaryota; Fungi; Glomeromycota; Glomeromycetes; Diversisporales; Gigasporaceae.